CAUGGCUACUAUUUAUUCUCGUAUGAAAAAGAUGUUUAAGAAGAAAAAGAAGCCAAAGCAAGAGCCACCGAAGCAGGAGCCGCCGCCCCGUCCGCAAAAGAUUUAUGCGUAUAAAUUGGUUCUCGAUAAUCGAGAUUCUGGCAGGAAAAAUACAAAUGAAUGCACAUCGUGCGAACGCUGUAGUAAAACUCAGCAUAAACCUGAGCCUUACACAAAGCCUCCUUAUAAUGAACAUUUGUGCCGGGAUAAAUCAAGACAGUGUACGACUCAUUAUAAUAAACCGCUCUUCAAACCACCAACUGCCCCCACUCCACAAUUUCCACCAUUGCUUCCGUCACCAUUGGUUGCGCCGCCACAAAUGUUUCUGCCACCAUAUCAUCAACAACAAAUGUACGCGUUACCACCUCCAAGACAAUCGUAUCCGUAUGAUCAUGAGUAUGGAAUGCAGCAUGUUUAUCCGCCUAGGCUAGGUUAUGGCGAUAGUUGGUGAUUG
This is a messenger RNA of Erigeron canadensis, 493 nucleotides long. RefSeq names its product early nodulin-75-like. The record is from RefSeq and is a predicted model, not a curated record. Lineage: Eukaryota; Viridiplantae; Streptophyta; Magnoliopsida; Asterales; Asteraceae. The transcript has 2 exons. Bases 2 to 490 code for a protein of 162 amino acids.